Messenger RNA from Candidula unifasciata, 1716 nucleotides. The record is from the annotation of a GenBank genome assembly. Lineage: Eukaryota; Metazoa; Mollusca; Gastropoda; Stylommatophora; Geomitridae.
AUGCGUAUAAGGAAAAAGUUUCUUGCUGGGAGCGUGUCACUGCUGCUCUUCACUGCAUUGCUGCUGCUGCUGUCCCCCUCUGGCCAAGAUGUGACUGUUGUGGCCGAUGAUCCUCUCCUUGAGCAGCAAGUACAGGAGCUCCAGGAGAGGCUGCACAAGGCCCUGAACUUAAACAGACAACGUGAACAAGAGCUUUCAGAAAUGCUCAACAAGAUUGACACGAGACAAAUUGACACGAGGAUAGGAAACUAUUCAAGAGGGUUAGUUUUGUGCAUGUGUGUCUAUUUGUGUGUAUACAUGUUUUUGUGUGGCACAUGCCCUUUACAUGUGUGUCCAUAUUCUUCCAGUACAAAUCUGUUCAUAUUGCAAGAACUGCUGACUGGCCUGCAGGUGCCUGGCAUACAUACUCACCUGCCUCAUCUGACAGCUCACCCAGAGUCCCUCAGACCAGCCAUCAAGCUGUCCAAAGACAGACAGGAAGUGAGCAUUGCUAUUGGCAUUCCAACAAUUAAGAGAGAAAAGACAACAUACCUCCUUCACACUCUAUCUUCUUUGAUCGGUGAUCUGAAUAAGGAUGAGGUCAAUGACUGUGUCAUUAUUGUGUUCAUAGCUGAGCCAUGGGACCUGAAUUAUGCAGAGCAAGUGAUAACAGUGUUGAGAGAGAAUUUUGCCCAAGCUUUGGAUUCUGGAUUGCUGGAGGUGAUAGUGCCUCCAGCUGGUUUCUACCCUGACCUGGACAGUCUCAGAGAGACCUUUGGUGACACCAAGGAGAGGGUCAAGUGGAGAACAAAGCAAAACUUGGACUAUGCGUUUCUCAUGCUGUAUGGUAGACCUAAAGCUACAUAUUAUGUUCAGAUGGAGGAUGAUGUCAUUGCUAAACCUGGCUAUCUAACCAUCAUGAAAACAUUUGCACUUCAGCAGAAGGCAGACUGGAUUAUGUUGGAGUUUUCAGCCCUUGGUUUUAUAGGGAAAAUGUUCAAAUCUUCGGAUGUGCCUGUCAUUGUGGAGUUUUUUCUGAUGUUCCACGCAGAUAAGCCCAUAGAUUGGCUUCUGGACCACUUCUUAUGGGUCAAGGUUUGCAGUCCAGAAAAAGAUGCAAAACACUGCCAGCGCAUGAUUCAAGCCGUGCGGCGCAGAUUUAAGCCCUCAUUGUUUCAGCACAUAGGCGUGGAAUCAUCUCUCAAAGGAAAAGUGCAGAAGCUGAAAGACCGAGAUUUCGGCAAGGCUGGCUUGUACAGGGCCCAUGUCAAUCCACCCGUCCAGCUAGCCUCAUCAUUGAAAACCUACCAGAAGUAUUCCCUCAGCAAAGCUUACGUUGGGGAGACAUUUUUCUGGGCCUCAAACCCAUCAAAGGGCGACAUCAUCGAUUUUACAUUUGAUCCUCCAAUACAUAUAGAUGUAUAUUUAUUCAGGAGUGGGAACACAGACCACCCUGGAGAUUUAUUUCACAAUACAACAAUUGAAAUUCUGACCACGGAGACACUUAGCGAAUCAGAGAUUCAUAAAAUUGCCAGACGGGCAGGCUUGAGUCAGGCUGAAAUUGAUGAGACAUCAGAAGGCUUUAUUCCUAUUGGUCGCUUUAAUGAGGGAGGGCUGGCCCAAGGAGAAAUUCCUGAGGGUGUGGGCUCUGUACGCACUCUCCGAAUUCAUGUUCAUGAGGAGUCAGAUUCUUGGGUGAUUUUAAGUGAGAUAAUGAUUCAAGAGAGUAAGAGGUAG